Molecule: messenger RNA, 1680 nt
Organism: Plasmodium gallinaceum
Lineage: Eukaryota; Apicomplexa; Aconoidasida; Haemosporida; Plasmodiidae
Product: citrate synthase, putative
Exons: 1
Coding region: 1-1680 (559 amino acids)
Biological process (GO): tricarboxylic acid cycle; carbohydrate metabolic process
Cellular component (GO): mitochondrial matrix
Source: RefSeq, a predicted model, not a curated record
AUGGAAAAAAUAAGAAAGAUAUCAUAUAAUAAAGCUAUUACUAAAGGUGAAAUUAAUAAAGUAUUUAUUAAUCAUCCAGAAAAAAAAUAUUUGCACCAUACACAUAAAAGGAAUUUAUAUAAUAAAUCAUUAACAAAUAUUAAAGUGACAGAUGAGAAACGAUCUUUUAAUAUUUCAGUUUCUGACUUAUAUAGAAAGAAUAAUUUUUUGAAUAGAGACAAUAUUCGUUAUUUUUCAAGUAAUUCAGCUUAUAAAAAUUUAUACUUGGAAAAUUAUGGAAAGAUUAGAGAACAUAUUAAUAAUAUAGAUAACGAGGAAUCUGUUAUAAUGAAUAUUUUAAAGGAAAAAACCUACGAUUGCAUACAGAAAACAAGAGAGCAACUAAAAGAAAUUAUGCAUACUUAUCCCAAUACGCCUAUAUCUAUAUGCACACCGAAUAAUGUAAUUGGUGGAUUACGAAACACAAUAACCUUAAUUACGGAUACUUCCAUUUUAGAAAAAAAGAAAGGAAUUUUAUUUAGAGGAAAACCUGUAGAACAAAUUUUAAAAGAAUUUCCAAAAUGGGAUACAAACUGUGAAUAUCCUGUCGCCGAAGCGAUGUUUUGGUUUUUGUUAACAAAGGAAAUACCUACAAAAGAUGACUUAAAACUUUUUUCGAGAGAAUUAUACUACAGAGCUAAAAAAAUUCCAUCAUUUGUUUUUGAAUUUAUGGAUAAUAUACCACCAUUUACCCAUCCCAUGAGUCAAUUAGUAACCACAGUAUCUUUUUUAGAGUCCUUAUCCCUAUUUAAAUUAAAAUAUUCUGAAGGACUAUCAAAAACUGAUUAUUGGAAGUAUAUUUUAGAGGAUGCAGUUUCUUUAAUAGCACAAAUUCAAGUUAUUGGUGCUUACAUUUUUAAAAGAACGUUUAUAGACAAUAAUAUAAAAAAGGGAGAAGGUAUGCAUUUAGAUAAUGAUCUUGAUUGGUCAGCUAAUUUCACUAAAUUAAUAGGUUAUGAUGAUAAUCAAAUAAGAGAUUUAUUAAGACUUUAUUUUAUCUUGCAUAGUGAUCAUGAAGGGGGAAAUGCAAGUGCUCAUGUAUCUCAUUUAAUAGGAAGUACUUUAGGAAACCCAUAUUUGUCCUUUUCUGGAUGCGCUAUAGCAUUAUCUGGCCCAUUGCAUGGAUUAGCUAAUCAAGAAUGCCUAAGAUUUUUAUUAGAUAUAAAAAAAAAGUUAGGUGAUAAUCAGUUAACUCAUGAGUUCAUUGAAAAAUAUACUAAAGACACUCUGAACUCUGGUAGAGUUAUACCUGGAUAUGGUCAUGCAGUUUUAAGAAUUCCUGAUCCUCGAUUUUUGGCCUUUAGAAACUUUGCUCUAACUCAUUUUCCAGAUGAUCCAUUGAUCCAAAUACUUGAAAAGUGUUAUGAAGUAAUACCUGGAAUUCUUUCAGCUACGGGUAAAGUUAAAAAUCCUUAUCCUAAUGUAGAUUGUUAUAGUGGUUCACUAUUGUAUCAUUAUGGUAUUAAAUAUCCCGAAUAUUAUACAGUUCUUUUUGCUCUUUCCAGAUCUAUAGGUGUAAUGUCCCAAUUAGUUUUAUCUAGAGGGUUAAUGUAUCCUUUAGAAAGACCUAAAUCAGUAGAUAUACAUAAUUUAAAAAAAAUAUGUGAAAAAAAUUAUAUAAAAAUUGAAGAAUUUGAAUAA